AUGCCCACACUUCAAAAUCUGAAGUGCUGGGUCGAGAAAGCCCGGGCUACCACCAAAUUCCGCGAGCACGAUGUGAGGUACUACGAUGGCGUCGUUCAAUCAUAUCUUGAGAUCCCAAAUGAGCCUGCAGGCUUCUGCAUCCGCCUCGAAACACUCGGAUAUAUUGGCCCUGGCUUACACGCAUUCGUCUAUAUCGACGGCGAAUACCAGACAAACAGAGUCUCACAGUAUCUUUUGCCUCCUAACCACAAAGAUGCUGUGCUUGACUCCAAGGUUUCAAUGGUAAUCCGUGGAAAGGAGAUUCCAAUCGAACCAAAUAGGUUCUUGCAGCGAGCCUUCAAGUUCGAAGAGGUCCACAAAACCAAAGGUAGUAAGUCUGACCGGAGCGAGUCCAAACUUAGUGGCCUCGGCACUAUUGAGGUCGUUGUGCUCCGAUGUGGAAGCCAUUCAGGAGCCGAAGAAUGGCAUAGAGCGUUGAAUGAUAGUCCGAGACGCAAGGAGGCCGUGCUUGUGGAAUCCAGGUCAAGAAGAUUCACUGAAUCCAGCAUCUGUCAAGGAGCACCUGGGUUCUCCAUCCCCGGGUUCUUUGACGGCGCAAAUGACGGGCUCGACUAUGGCAGGGCGACAGCCUUUGGACUAGACGGCAAUCACGAUGAGGAUGACUGUGACUGUCCGAGCGUCGACGAGAGAGUUCCCGCAAACCGGCGUCGCACAUACGAAGUCCCUUACAAUUUGCAACCAGACUCAUAUGGAUACUACCAAAUACCAGGUGCCUAUCAGCCGACGCCUCAGUACUAUCCCUACGAUCCCGCAUAUCCUCCUCCUCUACAGCCAUGGUCGGCUCAUCGGGAAGACCACAUCGGGCGAGAGCGGCACUGGCACGGUCCUCGCGAGGAUACAAGGCGAUACCGCAGUCCAUCUAUGUUCUCGACCUCCGACACUACUUACAGCGGCCCUCACUACGUCAACGCUCCCACCGAUCGUCACCGGACCCACCACCACAUGAAUCAUAAUUAUGACGGACGGCCUCGAUAUUCAGUGUCAGCACGUCGUGAGAGACAUGACCAAGACACCGACCAUUACCAUCAUUGUCGUAAGUGUGGCGGGAAAAGGCCUCCUAAGGAUGACACCAACGAAAACAACUCCGCCCAAGCUGGCUCUAUCGUCGAGCCUGCUAAAAAUCAGCAGCAAGACACGCAGAAUCAGACUUAUGGUGAACACCAGACAAAUCAGGACGACAACGGUGACAACAAUUUCAACAAUGGUUUUGAGAAUUACGACAACGACAAUAACGAGGACAACGAGAGCAACAACGAUGGUCAAAAUCUACCAACCAAUGAUGGAUUCGUCGCAUGGCCAACCGAAGAGGCAAGCUCUGCUAAUGAGCCCAAUUCGAAGACUAGCAGCACCAACGACAGCAGCACAAGUAGCAGUAACAGCAGCACCAGCAGCGCCAGCAAUGCAAGUAGCGACAGCGAGGAUACCGGCAGUGGGAAUUCCAACAACGACGGUAGCAAAUCCACCCGUACCGGUGGACCACGUCAUGAGCCAUUUGUGCAGGACUACUGGAAGAAAUGGGCGUUCAGCCUUCCUCCGGAUCCAGAAGCUCUUUCCUCUGAUGACGAAGCCAACGGGGGAGUCUACGUCGCUAAGAAAGAGGACGUGCCUCGCAUCCCGGAAAAAUACGCUGGAAAGCAUCAGAUUAAGUUCCUGAUGAGGGCAGGGAAGGGGUUCAAAUAUUGGCAUUCAAGUUGUCAAGCACCAACACAAAUCGAUACUCUCGACAGGCCAUUUGCCGUUUUCCGUUUCUUCUAUCGCACCAGGGAUGCUUUGGAAGAUAUCCUGGACCAUCCUCUCGAAGAAGACGACGAUGAUUACAGCAAACGGCUCGAAGAGAUGACGCAAGCAGAGCUUCGUGCGGAGAUCCUACGACUGCGACUCGAGGAUUCGGAGAGUGGCAGCUCGUCCAGCAGCUCGUCCAGCAGCUCGGAAGAAUCUGCUGAGGAAAAAAAUUCCAAGAAGCCCAAGAAGGCGAAGGAAAAGAAAAGGGGGAAGAAGGAGAAGAAGAAGGAGGAGAAAAACUCGAAGAAAAGGAAAGGCUCGAAGAAAAGCAAGAAGGGGACUUCCAAAUCUGAGAAGACAAAGUCCAACUAUGGUGUUUUCGUUCCCGAGCCAGAGGGGGGAGAUGGUGGUUUUGUAGCCCAGGAUAUGACGGCGCCAAAUGAUCCGUGGAGUUGAUGUCGAAGUCCGGUGGCUAGAAAAGUAGGGGGGACCGACACUCGAUCCCAAGCUUCUCCCCAUAUGCAGUCAGACUGGUUUGUUUAUUCAACAAGAGCUCACAUACAAGAUGGCAACAUGUUGAUCGUCGGGGCACAUUUUAGCUCAAGGAAUGCGUGAAGGCGAGG
Eremomyces bilateralis CBS 781.70 is the source of this 2405-nucleotide messenger RNA. RefSeq lists its product as uncharacterized. NCBI's taxonomy places the organism in Eukaryota, Fungi, Ascomycota, Dothideomycetes, Eremomycetales, Eremomycetaceae. Bases 1 to 2238 code for a protein of 745 amino acids. The record is from RefSeq and is a predicted model, not a curated record. The transcript has 6 exons.